AUUGUUAUGAACCCAGUGCCGUAAAAUCAGUUACCUAUCAGACAUUGUUCUGUGAACCAAAUUUAAGUAUCCGCAAUCUGAACGUUAUAAAAAUUAGGUCGAAUAUUCAACAGAAGCAUGAAUAGAUGUUCAAAUCCUUGGUUCCUCCGCGCGGUGCGGCUGCAAAUACGUAAUCUCCACGAGAUGCGAAUCCCGUACGCCCGUCCGAUGGGCAUGAGCCAGCGGAACUUCACCCUGGAGCCGCUGGCCAACCGGGAGCUCAUCCGCAUCCACGGAGCCGAGGUGGUGCCGUUUCUUCAGGGAUUGGCCACGAACGAUGUGGCUCGGAUUCAGUCGCCCGGAGGUCCCGCCUCCAUGUACGCGCACUUCCUCAACAAAUCCGGACGAGUGCUGUACGACACGAUAUUGUACCGUACCAAUAAUCCGGACACCUUGUUGGUGGAGUGCGAUCGGGAGGCUUCCUCGGAUUUCCGGCGACAUUUGCGCACCUACCGGGUUCGCAGGCGCAUUGAUGUCGACAGUGUGGACGACGAGUAUACCACUUGGGUGAUCAUCAACCUCGAGGACCCCGCAGAGGCUGUGCCCAACCCUCAUCCAGAUUUGUUCGUAACUCCUGACCCGAGGUUGCCCGCUCUGGGCACACGCAUUCUGGCCCCCACAGACAUGGACUACACAAAGUUGGCAAAGAGUUUCUCUGAUUUUGGCACCGCCACUUCUGCCUCUGCGCAGAGCAACUACCAAUUGCUGCGCUACAAGCAAGGAGUUGGUGAGGGCAGCCUGGAACUACCUCCGGGCAAAUGCUUUCCGCUAGAAGCCAAUGUGGAUUAUUUGCAUGGUGUGAGCUUCCACAAGGGGUGCUAUGUGGGCCAGGAGUUGACCGCCCGCGUCCAUCACUCGGGUGUGAUCCGCAAGCGUUACAUGCCCAUUCGACUGACAGCUCCAAUCGAUGCGGGCUCCAACCACGAGGUCACAUCCGUGGCGGGAGCAAAGUUGGGUCGAGUGUUUGGCUCUGCCUACAAUCAUGGAGUGGCCUUGCUGCGGAUCGAGAAGGUUCUGAAUGGCCGUCCGGAACUGAUGAUCGAUGGCGAGCGCUGCUAUGCCGAACGGCCGGAUUGGUGGCCGGAGGAUCUGCCCGGGAAGCGUCGUCUGGCGUUCGCUGAAUGACCCACCAGCUGAUUUGAGCCGCUGUUUGUUAUUUUGCCAUUAGUUAUAUUGUUGUUAGUGUAGUAAACGUAACUAGUCCUCACCAAA
Messenger RNA from Drosophila ficusphila, 1251 nucleotides. Its product is annotated as putative transferase CAF17 homolog, mitochondrial. Gene Ontology annotation, cellular component: mitochondrial matrix. Gene Ontology annotation, molecular function: protein binding. The coding region runs from base 118 to 1164 and encodes 348 amino acids. The transcript is spliced from 2 exons. The record is from RefSeq and is a predicted model, not a curated record. Lineage: Eukaryota; Metazoa; Arthropoda; Insecta; Diptera; Drosophilidae.